AUGAUGGACAGAUUGUACAACAUGGAAUUAAAGGGACAACAAUGGGGAAAUCAUAUUUGUCUAGAGAUAAGGGAUAAGGGUAGUAGAAGUGAACCUCAACAACAUGAAGAGGUUGAAAUGACUCCAAUUGAGAUGGAUACUACUCAAAAUGAUAUGCAAGCUACUCCUAAUGAUGUUAAAUCCAGUAGCACAUGGGAUUUUAGUCAGUAUAUGCAAGUUACUCCACCUAGAAGUUAUAAAGGUGAGGAGGGUGUUGUGGGUGAGGAGGUUGUUGAGGCUGAGGAUGGUGUUGUGGGUGAGGAGGUUGUUGGUGCUAAUGUUCAAGUUGAUGAGGUUAUUCCUAAUGUCCAAGUUGUUGCUAAUGUUCAAAUUUAG
This is a messenger RNA of Lactuca virosa, 375 nucleotides long. Lineage: Eukaryota; Viridiplantae; Streptophyta; Magnoliopsida; Asterales; Asteraceae. The record is from the annotation of a GenBank genome assembly.